Molecule: messenger RNA, 1444 nt
Organism: Bactrocera tryoni
Lineage: Eukaryota; Metazoa; Arthropoda; Insecta; Diptera; Tephritidae
Product: protein ALP1-like
Exons: 2
Coding region: 139-1032 (297 amino acids)
Source: RefSeq, a predicted model, not a curated record
UCAUAAACAAAAAUUAAGAAAAAAUACAAUCGUUGUGAACACGUCGUUAUAAAUUUGUUGUCGUAAAUAACUUAUCAAUCAGCUGAUUGAAAAAACAUAUAUUAGAAUAUUUGCAGAAAUAAGUAUUUCGCAUUCAAAAUGCCAAGGAGAAGUGAAAAUUUUAAAAUAAUGGAUGCGCUGUGCAAGAAACAGGCAUUAAACCUGAUGAUACUUGACUCAACCGACGAUGAAGAUGAUGACGAAAUGUUUGAAAAUUUUUCAUUGAGUUUACUUUGCUUAUUAAACACUCGUAGAAGUGUGCAUCUCGGAAUACCAAAGUCAUCCCAAUGGCGACAUAAUGUACUUAGGAAAUUUGAUGACAGCCGUUUUAACGAAAUGAUUCGUGUUCGCCCGGACGAAUUUCGCCGCAUACUAGAGUAUAUAAAGGACAGUAGUGUAUUUAACACAAAUUCCAGUGGAGCACAACUUGCUUUAAACUUACAAUUAAAAAUAGUGCUAUUUAGGUUGGGAUCUUCCGGAGAUGGAUUAUCUAUACGAAAGGUUGCUUCAUUGUUUGGCGUGGAUGAUGGAGGCACUAUUCAAAAUAUAACUAAGCGCGUAUUCAAAGCAAUAUUGAGGUUAAAAGAGAAGUUUCUGUUUUGGCCAAAUGAAAAUGAACGGUUGGAAAUUGUUACUGCAACGCGGAAAGAGAUGCCAGGUUGUAUAGGCUAUAUUGAUGGAUCCGAACUAAAGUUGGCUGAAGCGACAGCCAAAAACCACGAACUUUUUUAUUCACGAAAACGCCAAUAUGCUAUUAAAAUGCAAGCAAUUUGUGACUAUAAGCUACGAAUUAGACAAGUCACAAUAGGAUACCCUGGAAGUGUUUAUGACUCCAAAUUCUUUUUGAAUAGCCCGCUUGCAAAACAUCCUCAACGAUUUUUAUCUAACUCUCAGUGGAUUGCUGGAGAUAGCGCCUAUCCACUUAAACAAUUUUUAUUGACAUCGUUCAGGAAAAAUAGUACGGACUACACUAUGGAAGAAAGAGAAAGUUAAAAUAAGUACUUUUCAAAAUAUCAUGUGCGAAUUGAGAAUUGUUUUGGCAUUUUAAAAGAAAAAUUCGGUAGCUUGAAGGAAUUGAAGUUUAGAAUGAUAAAUGAGCGAAAUAAAAAAGAAUGCAAUGAGUGGAUCAUGGUAUGCUGCAUUCUCCAUAAUAUGCUAAUCAAUUUCCAAAUUGAAAACGAAGAAAGCGUUGAAAUUAACCCACCUCAAUAUAGCUUACCACCAGGAAGUAACACAAGAUCUAGCGUUCUUGACUUCAUACAAAAUCAUAGAUUAACUUAAAAUACAUCAUUAUUUAAACGUAUACAAGUAUUUACUAUUCAUUAGUUUAAUUAGUACAUAUGUAAAAAUGUUUUUUUGUUUUUUUAUUAAAAAAUUAAUAUAAAAAGUAAUUAUUAAAAAUAAA